AUGGCUCCCAGAAGGAAUGCGCAGUCUACCGCUGCUGAGCUGUCGCUCGUGCAUCUGAAGAACUGUCUCGUCAAUCUGCCUACAUCGUUGGUUACCCUGCUGGUCAACGUAAACACUCCCGCCCAGAAUGUCGUUGUCGAACUCACAUACCGACCGGCUCCAUCCAGUGGGCAGACCGGAGCCCCCAAGGAGCAAUCCGUCUUCGUUGGGUGGACGGGAAUGCCGAAUCAAGAGAUUCAAUUAGUCGAAAUAGACGCGACCUUCGCAAACACCCUCGGCCUGACAGAUGGUGAAAAAGUCAUGGCCACCGUCCACGUCGACCCUCCGCUGGCACACACCAUCAACAUCGAGCCGCUGACGCCUGAAGACUGGGAAAUCAUAGAACUACACGCAACGUUCCUCGAGCUUAACCUGCAGUCCCAGAUACGAGCGCUUCCCAACCCGGCAUAUGUCCCUACCGGCGGUGCUGCAGUCCCGGCGCACCCAUUGACUCUGCAUCUAUCACCGACGUCGACAGCAGUCAUAAAGAUCAUGUCUCUCGAACCCGCACCAGCAGCCGAUGUGGCUUUCGUGAAGCUCUCCCCCAAUGCCGAAGUCAUCGUCGCGCCGAAAACGAGAGCCAAGGCCUCGCAAAACAGUGGUGACCAUCGAAGCGUCGCGAGCACAUCAAAGUCCAAACGAAGCGGGGCCAGCACCAUUCGAAGACGAAGCGCCAGGGAGGAGAAGAGGCCGUCUUUGCUGCUCCGUGCCAUCGACAGGGCUGCCUGCAACGAAUGGUUCGAUGAGGGCAUUGCAGAGCCCGGCCUCUGUGUCUGGAUUGAUCGUGACUAUAUUCUGUCCAACGAUUUCAGGGGCAUCAACUACGUCGUGGUGGAUGUUCUCAAGCCUGCGGGACUGCAGAAACCACAGCCCGAAGACGGAUCCGCAGCAGUUGCGAGCAAUGCAUCAUCCAAGAUUGUUGCCAAGCUGAAGCCAUGGGACGAUCCGCCCAAUGGCCAGGCGGCGGCAUUGUCAGCGGCUUUGUGCGCUGCGCUUGGGUGCACAGGUAUCGUUGGCGGUAUUGUCAAGAUCCAAGCCGCCCCUCAGCCUCUCCCUCGUGGAGCCGUCCAGCAAAUCAAAGUCUUUCCCUUUGCAGCAGGCUCAAAGGCGCCCGAGGGCCUGAGAUUUGGAAUUGAGACGAAGGCAGAGAAGGAAGAGUCCACCAAAAGAUUUAAGCACAUCUACUCUGGGCCAAAGGGAUCCGAGGGGCUUUUGCAAGGACCCAUAACCGACGGCAUCGUGGUUGAUCUGUAUGACGGCCUAGAGGCUCCGCAGGGAUGGGAAGGAGGCAUCAUUAAGUUUGAGUACAGCUCAGAUGUUGCAUCACAAGAGCAGAACAAGGACGCAGCUCUCUGGCUGGCCGGCUUGGAUCCGAAAAUACCCAUCGACUUUCAACAACCAGUACCACGACCUCCUUGGAUUUCCGAGACGGACCUAUUUGAAUUGCAGCCGUCUCACGACUCAUUACUGGUCGGCAUCGACUCGCUACUCGCAAAUCUGCAGUCACACCUUGCUCACAUGUCUUCUGUCUUGCUCACUGGAACAAAGGGCUCCGGCAAGACAUCUGUCGCUAGGUAUCUCGCCAGCCGACUUCGUGAAGAGGCACUAUUUUAUACCAUCUACUUUUCCUGCCGUAAGCUAGUGACCGACGAGGCGAGAAUAUCCACUAUCAAAGAAACUCUUAACCGCAUAUUCAUGCUGGCUAGCUGGGGCGCAAGGCUGGGCGGCAAAGCGAUUGUUGUUCUUGACGACCUGGACAAGCUGAGUCCAGUGGAGACAGAGCUUCAGGUUGGAAACGACAAUGGACGAAGCCGUCAAGUCAGUGAAACUAUUCGAUCUGUCGUGCGGCAGUAUUGCACCAAAGACAGCGGUGUCGCGUUGCUGGCAACGGCAGAGGGCAAGGACACCCUCAACAGCGUUGUCGUCAGUGGCCACGUCGUCCGCGAGAUCAUCGAGCUAAAGGCCCCUGACAAGGAUGGACGGCGGAAAAUUAUGGAGGCCAUUGUUCGGCAGAAUGCCGUGGCUCAGGAUGAGGCUUCGGGACAGGUGAGCGACGACCUGGACUUUCUCGACAUUGCCGGCUUGACUGACGGAUACUUGCCCGGUGAUUUGACGGUUCUCAUCUCCAGAGCUCGAAAUGAGGCAAUCAUUCGAUCCAUUAGCUUGACUCCCGAAGACACUAUUGGAGCAGUUCAUCUUAGCCGUCAGGAUUUCGACAAGGCCAUUAAGGGGUUCACGCCGGCGUCCUUGCGCAACGUAUCUCUGCAAAGCUCGACGACCACAUUCAAGUCCAUCGGCGGCCUGCAGGAGACACGCCAAGUCCUCCUCGAGACGCUGCAGUACCCGACAAAGUAUGCUCCAAUCUUCUCCCAGUGUCCUCUGCGGCUCCGAUCUGGCCUGCUUCUGUACGGGUUCCCCGGCUGCGGCAAGACGCUCCUGGCGAGUGCGGUCGCGGGAGAAUGCGGCCUCAACUUUAUCAGUGUCAAGGGUCCUGAGAUUCUCAACAAGUACAUUGGUGCGUCAGAAAAGAGCGUGCGAGAUCUCUUUGACCGAGCGUCAGCCGCCAAGCCUUGCGUCCUGUUCUUCGAUGAAUUCGACUCUAUUGCGCCGAAGCGUGGGCAUGAUUCGACUGGUGUGACGGAUCGUGUGGUCAACCAGCUGCUGACGCAGAUGGAUGGUGCUGAAGGCUUGUCUGGCGUGUACGUCCUGGCAGCCACAUCGCGACCCGACCUGAUCGAUCCGGCGCUGCUGCGUCCCGGUCGUCUCGACAAGUCGCUGCUGUGUGAUAUGCCAUCGCUCGACGACCGAGUGGACAUUAUCAAGGCGAUGCUACAAAAAGUCCGGCUAUCGAGCGAGCUGACCGAGUCAGAAGAGGCGCUGAGAUCGAUUGCCCAGAAGACAGAGGGAUAUUCGGGUGCCGACUUGCAGGCACUGGUUUCAAACGCCCAGCUCGAGGCCAUCCACGACGUGCUGGGAGAUAUCAACAGUCCGGCAUCUACGACCAAACGUGGCAAGGACAGCAAGGGCGCAUCGUCUGCUACCAGUUUCGUGCAGUUCCGCUACGGCGCCGACGACGAGACGGCGGCUCCGGUGGCAGCUAAGAGCAGAUCUGCCGCGUUAGUCGAAAAUGCCGCCAUCAUGUCCAAGCUGGAGCAGAUCAAAGUAGCCCGACGAAAGGCCAAGGAAGCUCGUAGAGGUCCCGGCGUCGACGAGGCCGAGGGCAAGGAGUCGGCCGACCAGCGAGAGGUGGUAGUCGGCUGGUCCCACCUCACAAAGGCUCUGGAGAGCACCAGAGCGAGUAUCGGCAAGGACGAGAAGGCGAGGCUUCAAAAGAUUUAUCACGAGUUUGUGGUGGGCCGGAGUGGGCAGAUGAAGGACGGGCAGGGGAGCAUGGAGAUUGGGGGCAGGAGUAGCUUGAUGUAA
Molecule: messenger RNA, 3462 nt
Organism: Trichoderma breve
Lineage: Eukaryota; Fungi; Ascomycota; Sordariomycetes; Hypocreales; Hypocreaceae
Product: ATPase family associated with various cellular activities (AAA) domain-containing protein
Exons: 4
Coding region: 1-3462 (1153 amino acids)
Biological process (GO): protein import into peroxisome matrix
Cellular component (GO): cytosol; peroxisome; peroxisomal membrane
Molecular function (GO): ATP hydrolysis activity; ATP binding
Source: RefSeq, a predicted model, not a curated record